AUGAGGUUCUCGUUUGCAUCUACUCUCGUAGUGACGCUUGCUGCUUCGGCAUCGGCCAACAGCUGGUUUGGAAGUGCUGUCUACGACAAAUGGCAUGAGACGGAGCUUGAGCGUUGGCUCAGUGACCACGGCAUUCCCCACCCCAGCCCUUCUGACCGCAAGAGCCUCCAAUCCACCGUCAAGGCCAACUGGAACGACAAGACUGUUUCUCCCUACACUAGCUGGGACGCACCUACGCUCCAGAAGUACCUGAGCCUCAAGGGCCAACAGGCCAAGAAGGGCACCGAGAAGGACGCAAAGAGCCUCGUUGAGCAGGUCAAGCUGUACUGGACUGAGACUGAGGACUCUGCAAACCAGGCCUAUGGCAAUGUUAAGGACUGGAUCUUUGACACCUGGUCCGACUCUCAGCUUAAGGCUUUUGCCGACAAGCAUGGUAUCCCCGUUCCCCAGCCUCGCCAGCGUGACUCUCUUCUCGCUGCCGUCCGUGACAACUACCAGUCCGCUGCCGAGAAGGCCAAGGAGACCGCAAACUACCCUGGUGACUGGCUCUACGCUUCGUGGUCUGACUCUGAUCUCAAGGCCUGGUUUGACGAGCGUGGCUACCCUGUUCCCCAGCCCAACACCCGCGACUCCAUGAUUGCUGCCCUCCGCCGUCAGUCUCGCCUUGCUAGCCUGCAGUCCCAGGAUGCAUACGCCUCUGUCACUUCUGCCGCUGCCGCUGCUCAGCAGAGUCUCAGUGACGCUCUGCUCGACUCCUGGUCUGACAGCCAGAUCAAGGAGUGGGCCGACAAGAACGGUAUCAAGGUUCCCCAGGGCUCCAAGCGCAACGAGCUCCUUGCUCUCGCUCGCAAGCACCGUGCCCGCCUCUACGGUGACAGUGCUUCCGCCACUGCUGAGUCUCUUUCUGCCUCUGGUGCUUCCGCUUACGGCGCUGCUACCUCCAAGGCUAACAACGAAUACGCCUCCGCCACUGAUGGCUUUGCUUACUACACCAACUUGGUUAAGCAGCAAAUUGGUCUUGCCGGAGCUAGCGCUGCAUCUGCUACCGACGCCGCUGCUGCCAGUGCUGCUUCCGCUACUAACGCUGCUGGAGCCAGCGCCAGCUCCCUCAGCGGUGCUGCUGCCAAGUCCGCCUCUUCAUCCUCUUCCUCGCUCUCCAAGUCCGCUGCUAGCGCUUCCUCUGCUGCCUCCAAGUCUGCCAAGAGCGCAUCUUACGAGGCCGCCGCCAGCGCUUCUUCUGCCAAGCAAGAGUUGUAA
Messenger RNA from Bipolaris maydis ATCC 48331, 1257 nucleotides. The record is from RefSeq and is a predicted model, not a curated record. NCBI's taxonomy places the organism in Eukaryota, Fungi, Ascomycota, Dothideomycetes, Pleosporales, Pleosporaceae.